UCUUCUCUCUCUCCUAUCUCCUACACAAUUACUACAUUGCCUUUUUCGCUUCAUAGACUCCUUCACUUCUGAUAGAGAAGAAGCUGUUUUAUCUCCUCCCUCCAGCCUCUUUAUUCAAUUCAGAUUCUAUCAUUCCCAGCCCCUCUUAUAACCCCGUGGUUGCCGCAGUGUAUCAACAUCCGUGCCUAGCACACGAGCGCUCUUCGAUUCUCAUUGAAGCAUCCACACCUAUCCUCAUGCGAUGAAUCUGCGACACAUAAUAUAAGAAAAGUUAUUGGUGCCACCCAUUCUUCGUGCAUUUAUUCCUCUGUCGUCCUGUCUCGGCGCUCUGAGUGAUCCGUCAUGCCGUCCAUUCUCAGCGACGCCGACAAAGAAAUCGUGAAGAGAAAUGUCUCGAAACCUUCGAACAAGAUCCUUGCUGUAGCCGUUGCGCGGCUGUAUGUCGCAUACCCUGAUCCCCAAAGAUGGACAUACACAGGUCUGCAGGGUGCUGCGGUGCUUGCCAACGACCUGGUCGGGCGGACUUUCUGGCUGAAGCUAGUGGAUGUAUCUCCUUCUGGGAGAGGUGUUAUCUGGGACCAGGAAAUCUACGAUAAUUUCGCAUACAAUCAGGACCGCACGUUCUUUCACACAUUCGAGCUCGAAGACUGCGCGGCCGGUUUCUCUUUUGCUGAUGAGAAAGAGGCAAAGACCUUUAUCAAGAAGAUGCAUGAGCGGGAGAAACAUGCAAGCAAGGAAACCCGUCAAACACCGUUCGCAUCAACUCGAGGCCAGGGUCCCGCCCCUAUGGUCAAUGGCAAAUCCGGCGUGGGACGCUCGCUCACCUUCCGCGCCUCCAACUCAAUUAGCUCCUCCGAGCGGCCCCCGCGCAAGGAGUUGCCCUUCGAUACUAGUGAUCCAUCAUGGAAGGGGCUCCUAGAUGAACUUCUGCAGAUGGGAAUUACGGAAGACCAGAUUGCGGAGAAUUCCGACUUUAUUAAGGCCUAUAUAGAACAAAGGCAAGGCAACGAAGCCGACCCCACAGCCUCUCCUUCGGAAGAUCAGAGGCGAGGUAAGGCUCCGCCUCCUCCACCUCCAUCCGCGCCUCCCGCCUUGAAGGCCACCCCUAUCAGUCCACAGAACACCGGUAACAGCGCGGGCAGUCGACGGGGCGCGCCGCCACCUCCUCCCCCGUCGCGCAAAGCUCGUCCUGAAGCCGAAGAGGAACCGGCGCCUGCGGCAGCUCGUGAACCAUCACCUCCGCGACCCAGGUUCCGUGCGCCGCCUCCAAUAGCAGAUGCCGGGAAGCUCGCUCACACCGUUGGCCCUCCCGUUCCUGGCCGACAGAGAGCCAUGUCCGGUACCAACCCUGGCCCGCCUCCUCCUCCGCGACCUCCCAAGACUCCUAUGGAGGAUGGUGGUGGCCCGCGUUUCGGCGUUCCUCCUCCAUUCCAGGGGGAGCGGAAGGUAUCCGCCCCGCCAGCACCGCCCAGCCGUAGCUCGGCACCUCCAGGGCCGCCUCCUCCUCCUCCGCGAAGCCCUGCCACCCCACCACAGCUUCCUCCCAAAGUUCCUCAUGCGCCGACCUCUGCGGCAGGUCCUCCGCCUCCUCCACCGGCCCGCAAUCCUGUCCCACCUCCCGCGCCUCCGCCAGUUCCUGCUGCUUCACGGCCAACUCCUCCCCCUCCAGCCACUAGUGCUGUGCCUCCUCCGCCUCCACCCCCUUCAGCGAGUGUUCCACCACCUCCUCCCCCCCUCCUCCUCCAGCAAGCGCAGGACCUCCCGCACCUCCCCUCCUCCUCCUCCUCCUCCUCCUCCUCCCCGUCAAGCGCAGGCCCUCCACCACCCCACCGCCUCCGCCGCCUCCUGGCGGCUUUGCGCCUCCUCCACCUCCGCCUCCUCCUGGUGCCGGUGCACCUCCCCACCUCCCCUGCGGGUGGCGCGGCUCCACCUCUACCUAAGCCAGCGGGUGGCAGGGAUGACCUCCUGGCUGCCAUCCGAUCUUCUGGAGGCGGCGGAUUACGGAAAGUCAAAGAUUCCGAGAAGAGAGAUCGGAGCGCUGCCCUUGUUCCCGGAUCUGCUGCUGAGUCGACCGCGCCAACUCCAAGUAGCGGAGGUGCCGCUCAGGGAGGUUUGGCUGGCGCUUUGCAAGACGCCCUUGCGAAGAGGAAGCAAAAAGUUAGCGGUAGCGAUGAUGAGAAAGACGAUGACGACGAUUGGUGAUCCCAUUCGUAUGCUUGUAGCUUCUCUGUUUGUUGCGGAGUCUUCCAGUUCUAUUCAAUGCAUGAGUUGGCGGUCACAGGAUGGGUUCAUCUUCUCGUU
Aspergillus novofumigatus IBT 16806 is the source of this 2301-nucleotide messenger RNA. RefSeq names its product WASP family protein. The transcript is spliced from 4 exons. NCBI's taxonomy places the organism in Eukaryota, Fungi, Ascomycota, Eurotiomycetes, Eurotiales, Aspergillaceae. The coding region runs from base 343 to 2202 and encodes 619 amino acids. The record is from RefSeq and is a predicted model, not a curated record. Gene Ontology annotation, molecular function: actin binding.